AAAUGGAAAACUGUUUCAACAACUUGCGUCAGUCGAAAUUUGAAUUUUGAUCGCUCAACACAAGCAGCUUAGCAGCUUUUCAAAAAAUAUAACACAAAAUGGCUCCACGCAACAAGGAACAGGAACAGGAGGUGCUCAACUGGGUGUUUGCCGUGAUUGGCGAAAAGGUGCCCAGCGGCCAGUAUGAGGAUAUUUUGAAGGACGGCAUUUGGCUAUGCAAGCUGGCCAAUAAGCUGGCCCCAGGCUCUGUGAAGAAGAUCCAGGAGCGCGGCACCAACUUCCAGCUCAUGGAGAACAUUCAGCGCUUCCAGGCUGCGGUCAAGAAGUACGGCGUGCCCGAGGAGGAAAUAUUCCAAACUGCCGAUCUCUUUGAGCGUCGCAAUAUUCCACAAGUCACAUUGUCGCUUUAUGCGCUGGGCCGAAUUACGCAAAAGCAUCCAGAGUUCACUGGCCCCGCUCUGGGCCCCAAAAUGGCCGACAAGAACGAGCGCACCUUCACCGAAGAGCAGCUGCGCGCCCAUGAGGGUGAGCUCAACCUGCAGAUGGGCUUCAACAAGGGUGCCUCUCAGUCGGGUCAUGGCGGCAUGGGCAACACGCGCCACAUGUAAACCACACAC
Molecule: messenger RNA, 617 nt
Organism: Drosophila busckii
Lineage: Eukaryota; Metazoa; Arthropoda; Insecta; Diptera; Drosophilidae
Product: myophilin
Exons: 3
Coding region: 99-608 (169 amino acids)
Biological process (GO): actomyosin structure organization
Molecular function (GO): actin binding
Source: RefSeq, a predicted model, not a curated record